UAAGAGGCAGCAGCAGGAGGGCUAUGACAAGUAAUUUACUCAUCUUCCUUUUCUACUGUAAACAAGAUGGAGAGCAAGAGGAAGAAGAAGAUGUGGCAAGUGCAAAAAAGAAAAAGAAAAACAUCAGGACUUAUUCCUUGUCUUCUAUAGCAGAUCAUGUCCAGGGAGGAGAUGAUGGGUGCCCACCUUUCUCCUGUGGACAUCUCCGAGGCAUAUUGCCUCCUUUCCGUCGGCGAGGUGAUCCUCUUGAGUGCGGUGUUGAAGCAUACGAGCUGGGUUGCACCAGUAGCAAGGCUACAAUUCACAUCAACACAGGAAGAUACUAUGUGACCGCCAUCAACUACCCCGGUUCCUACUUUUGGGUCACGGAUCCCAACUUCAAUACCAGUAGCAGCUGCCCUCUUCCACUAUGGAACCACGUUCCUUAUUCAGGACACUAUGAAAAAAGUUAUUUAUAUUCAAAUGGCUUUAAUAAUUUGGAGAUUCGAAGCCGCUACAGAGCAUGUUUUGCUAAUUGUUCGCAGGCAGUAAUGGAUAAUAGUGCAUACAAGCCCGUUGCUUGCCUGAGUGCCAAAGAUUCCCAUGUUUAUGUCUGGGUAUCUGAGUCUGUAUGUGGGGUUGAGGAUCUUAAACCUUAUUGUGGAUACCUGGCCUUGACUCCAUUUCUCGUCACGUAUAAUGAUGAUCUGCAACAGCUACGGAAUGCAAGUUAUGCAGAUCUCACGAAACUCAUAAGUAAUGGGUUUACUGUCCAUUUUCCUGUGGAAGCAAGUGAUAUCCGUUCUGUCUCUAGGACAAUCAAUAUAUGCCUCAACAGGACAACCAGCUACUUCAAGGAGCAAAUAUAUGGCACAAGCAUCGUGAAUUGGACUCAUGCUAUUUUCUGGAGUGAGGUGCAUUUCUUAGAAUGCGUGACUGAUACCAACUUUGGUAGCCACUACACAACAGAGUCGCUUUUGGUAGUUGUAACCAUAUUAUCUGCUAUUGGCAUCUCCAAGUUCCUUUUCGUACUAUGCAGGUUCUUCUUGGCACCCUUGGCUGUAUGGAUAUUCCUAGUCUACAAGUACUGGAAAACAAUGAUCAUAAUUGAUGCAGUUGAGAAGUUCCUCAGGAUUCAACAAAUGAUUGGCCCGACGAGGUACUCCUACACCGACAUCAUUGCAAUCACAGGCCAUUUCAGAGAUAAACUGGGCCAAGGGGGAUACGGCACCGUAUACAAGGGCGUGCUACUCCCAGGCGAUGUUCAUGUCGCCGUGAAGAUGCUAGAGGGGAACUCAAACUGCAAUGGAGAGGAUUUCAUCAGCGAGGUCUCCACCAUUGGCAGGAUCCACCAUGUCAACGUGGUGCGUUUAGUGGGGUUCUGCUCGGAGGAAAUGAGAAGGGCCUUAGUCUAUGAGUACAUGCCCCAUGGUUCUCUGGACAAGUACAUCUUCCCUGUUGAGAAGAGCUUCUCAUGGGACAAGCUCAAUGAGAUCGCUCUGGGCAUUGCCAGGGGGAUCAACUACUUACACCAGGGGUGUGACAUGCAGAUUCUACACUUUGACAUCAAGGCGCACAACAUCCUUCUCGAUAGCAAUUUCGACCCAAAGGUCGCGGAUUUCGGACUCGCCAAACUGUACCCGAGGGGCGACAGUUUCGUGCCACUGAGCGCCAUGAGGGGAACAGUUGGCUACAUAGCCCCUGAGAUGAUAUCCCGGAGCUUCGGUGUCAUAUCCAGCAAGUCCGACGUGUACAGCUUCGGGAUGUUGCUGCUGGAGAUGGCCGGCGGGAGAAGGAAUGCUGAUCCAAACAUGGGGAGCUCAAGCCAGGCAUACUACCCGUCAUGGGUGUACGACCAGCUGACUCGGGAAGAAGCGGGCGAGAUAUCUCCAGUUAAUGCCGACAUGCACGAGCUAGAGAAGAAGCUGUGUGUUGUCGGAUUAUGGUGUAUUCAGAUGAGGUCUCGUGAUCGGCCAACAAUGAGUGAGGUCAUUGAGAUCCUGGAGGCUGGGACCGACAGCCUGCAGAUGCCUUCAAGACCGUUUUUCUGCGACGAAGGGCACAUCCAUGUGGAGGACUCUUACCAUUUCACUUCCGAGCUGACGGUGAUGUCAGAGGAGGAAUCGACUGCGGUGUCAGAGCAAGAAGAUGUGUGAGGUAUAUAUAUAUAUAUAUAUACGAUGUGUGAUAUAUUUUGUGUAUGUAAUCUGCACUUAUAUGUAUGUAUUCACAGAGUGAUGCACUUAGCUAAUAUGGGAGAAACAGGGCAACUUCAAAUUAGUUUGAAAAAACAGGGCACUUCAAAUGAGUUUGAAAUAUUACAUCCAUCUAUAUGUUUGUUCAUUAUUCUUGAUACAAAUUCUGAUC
Triticum dicoccoides is the source of this 2346-nucleotide messenger RNA. Its product is annotated as rust resistance kinase Lr10-like. The transcript has 4 exons. Gene Ontology annotation, biological process: protein phosphorylation. The coding region runs from base 24 to 2135 and encodes 703 amino acids. Lineage: Eukaryota; Viridiplantae; Streptophyta; Magnoliopsida; Poales; Poaceae. Gene Ontology annotation, molecular function: ATP binding; polysaccharide binding; protein kinase activity. The record is from RefSeq and is a predicted model, not a curated record.